AUGGCAUUAUGUGGAGAGGUGAAUAUUGUCAGAAGUGCAGUGGCAAUGGAGGAAGAUGAAGUGCAAAAAGAGGAGAUGGAGGAGUCAGACAAUGAAGUUGUCCAGAAGCAGCAAAGACAAGGGUGGAAGCCAUGUUUCUUCUUUAAGGCAGAUAAAGAGAUGUAUAAUUAUGUCGGGCAGGACAUUGUCAUCCAGGAAGCUUUUGACUCUUACGCAGGAAUGAUAUGGCCUGCGGCAUUGGCUCUCAGUCAAUACUUGGACUCCCAUCAAGACCAGCUGAAUCUCACUGACAAAGCGGUCCUGGAGAUUGGCGCAGGGACCGGCCUAUUGUCCAUUGUUGCCUCGCUACUCGGGGCCUGGGUGACUGCUACUGACCUUCCAGAUGUUCUGAGCAACCUGAGAUACAACCUGAGCAAGAACACUAGGGGACGUUGCAGACACACGCCCCAGGUGGCCCCUCUGUCAUGGGGGUACGACCUGCAGCGCACCUACCCCACAUCGGUCUAUCGCUAUGACUACAUCCUGGCAGCUGAUGUUGUCUAUCACCAUGACUUUCUAGAUGAGCUGAUGGCCACGAUGAAACACUUUUGCAAGCCGGGAACCACCUUGAUCUUGGCUAACAAGCUAAGAGUGGAGUCGGAUCACACGUUUAUGAAGAAAUUUAAGAGGAUCUUUAACACAAGACUUUUGGAAGAAGAUGAAUCAUUGAUUAUUUUAAUGGCCACAUGCAGGGAAAGUGAAGAGAGAGAGGAAGUCCAGUAUCUUGAGGGAGGAGUGGAAACAUCGGUUUGUAUUAGUUCAGAAAACAGCACAGAACUUGAUGGAGGAAUGGGAGAGUCCGUGAGAAAAAAUGUGUGGAAUGAGGAGACAGUGAGCCUGUCAGAGCGCCCCCUUGACAUAGUAGGGAAUGACAUCAUCUCAGCUGGAGACUUCACUUGUGACCUGAUUGAGGUCAAACAAAUGCAGGCAGACAAGACACCAGCUUGGGAUCCCUGCAACAACAGCAGCUUUGGAAAAGAUGUGUACCGUUACGUCGGACAGCACAUUGUUAUUCAUGAAUCCACAAAUUUCUUUGGAGCUGUCAUGUGGCCAGGGGCGCCAGCCCUGUGUUCCUUCCUGGACAAGAACAGGCACUUAGUGGACCUGCAGGACAAACGUGUGCUUGAACUGGGAGCUGGAACUGGACUGGUCACUAUUGUGGCCAGCUUGCUUGGGGCUAUAGCCACAGCGACAGACUUACCGGAGAUGCUAAACAACCUCAGGUCCAACGUGAUGAGGAACACUAGAGGACGUUGCAAGUACACACCCACUGUGGUACCCCUGACCUGGGGGGCCGACCUGGAGCUCACCCACCCGACAUGUGAAUAUCAGUAUGACUACAUCCUAGCAGCAGAUGUGGUCUACCAACACGACUUCCUGGUUGAGCUGCUGGCCACCAUGAAGUACUUCUGUCAGCCAGGGACGAGCGUGAUCUGGGCCAAUAAAACCUGGAUGGAGUCUGACCUCUCAUUUACGGACACGUUUAAGGAGGCCUUCCUGACCACUUUGCUUGCUGAAGAUGGAGAGAUGCAAAUCUACAUGGGGAAACGCAAAGAAGUGUACAGCGAAGUAUAA
This is a messenger RNA of Nerophis lumbriciformis (worm pipefish), 1614 nucleotides long. NCBI's taxonomy places the organism in Eukaryota, Metazoa, Chordata, Actinopteri, Syngnathiformes, Syngnathidae. The record is from RefSeq and is a predicted model, not a curated record.